This is a messenger RNA of Gamsiella multidivaricata, 373 nucleotides long. RefSeq lists its product as uncharacterized. The coding region runs from base 80 to 352 and encodes 90 amino acids. The transcript has a single exon. The record is from RefSeq and is a predicted model, not a curated record. Lineage: Eukaryota; Fungi; Mortierellomycota; Mortierellomycetes; Mortierellales; Mortierellaceae.
CAAAGCCCAAAGCCCAAAGCUGAAGCUUAGAGCAAAGAGAAGAAGAAGUAGUCUAUUGGAAACAUGCGCCCAUUGACGGAUGCGCCUCGUCCGUCUUGGGUUGCACAGAAAACGUGUUCAGAGGGAGAGGAACCAAUCGAUUGACGGCAUCUCUUUUCUUCUGUUCGCCCUGUUUAUUUCCGUCGAUCAUCUAUCUGUACAACGGCGUGUUCUCUGUGUAGCGCUUGCUUUUCCUUUUUCCCACUCCUCCUCGCCCCUUGCCUUGUCCCUAUACUGUUGUGUGGUUGGUGUUUGUACGUUGUGCUGCCUAGAUCUCCCACAGUUACAACAGAGCAUUAGGCGUUCUGUCUAAAAAAAUACCCGUAGUACCGAC